Molecule: messenger RNA, 1363 nt
Organism: Paramecium octaurelia
Lineage: Eukaryota; Ciliophora; Oligohymenophorea; Peniculida; Parameciidae
Source: the annotation of a GenBank genome assembly
AUAGAAAUGCAGGAGGAGGAGAAUCCCUAAUAGUAAUCUCGCAAGAUAAAGUUUGUUCUACCGAAAGGUCAUUUCCUCUUUACAUCCGAGAGUGUAAGCUCAGGUCAUCCAGACAAAUUAUGUGAUUUUAUUAGUGACAGCGUGCUUGAUGCAUGUUUAGAAUAAGAUCCAAACUCUAAAGUUGCUUGUGAAUCUGCAUGCAAAAACUCUCUUGUUAUGAUUUUCGGAGAAAUCACAACUCAUGCUCAAGUUCCUUAUGAAACUAUCGUCAGAGAAGCCAUAAAGUAGGUUGGUUAUGAUAACAUAAGUAUAUUAAGUAUUCUAAUAAAUUUAGGCAAGGGAUUAGACUAUAGAAAUGCUUCAGUUAUAGUGUCAUUGGAUUAGCAAUCACAAGAAAUCAAUUAAGCAGUCGUGGGAUCCAAGCAUGAGGAUGAAAUUGGAGCUGGAGAUUAAGGAUUAAUGAUUGGAUAUGCUUCUGAUGAAACCCCAGAAUUAAUGCCAUUGACUCAUCAUCUCUGCAAUAGACUGAUUUCAAGACUCCAAGAGUGCAGAGUAAGUGAAAUCUGUCCAUGGAUGAGACCUGAUGCAAAGGUCUAAGUUACAGUUGAAUACAAACGAGAAGACUCUUCUUUUCAUCCUGUUAGGAUUCAUAAUGUGCUCAUCUCCCAAUAACAUGAUGAGAAAAUAACUCAUAGUGAAAUUGAGGCAGAAUUGCAUAAACAUGUAUUAAAGUAUGAAUUAUUUAUUCUAUUCACAAUAGACACAUCUUGCCAGAGCAAUUCGUUGAUGAAUAAACUCAAUACCAUUUAAAUCCUUCCAAAGCCUUCACUGUGGGAGGACCCUAUGGAGAUGCAGGAUUAACAGGUCGUAAAAUCAUUGUAGAUACUUAUGGAGGAUGGGGUGGCCAUGGAGGAGGAGCCUUCUCUGGCAAAGACCCUACCAAAGUGGAUAGAAGUGCUGCUUAUGCUGCAAGAUGGGUGGCUAAAUCACUCGUUGCUUCAAAAUUAUGCAAGAGAGUUAUGAUUCAAGUGGCCUAUGGAAUCGGUAUCAGUGAGCCUCUCUCUAUAUGUGUCAAUUCAUAUGGCACACAUGCUGAAGGACUUGAUGACGAUGCAUUGUCAGAGAUUGUCCAAAAUCAUUUCGAUCUCAGGCCAGGAGUUAUCAUUAGAGAAUUGAAGUUAAGAAGACCCAUUUAUGCUAAAACUGCCUCGGGAGGACAUUUCGGAAGAAACGAACCAGAAUUUACUUGGGAACAUCCUAAGAUUAUCGACUUAAAUGCUUGGAAUGCUCAGAAGGCAGAAUAAUAAUAACAAAAUUAAUGAUAAAAACCAAAUGAAUUUAUUAACAAAAUAAAUAAACAAAC